Molecule: messenger RNA, 1437 nt
Organism: Eimeria necatrix
Lineage: Eukaryota; Apicomplexa; Conoidasida; Eucoccidiorida; Eimeriidae
Product: glycogenin-1, putative
Exons: 2
Coding region: 1-1437 (478 amino acids)
Source: RefSeq, a predicted model, not a curated record
AUGGCGGCCUCGGCCCCCCCCCCGGGGUGUACGUACACCGCGGGGGCCCCCCCGGGCUCUGCGCCCGCGCCGGGGGCCCCCCCGGGGUGUACGUACACCCCAAGAAAGGCCUACGCCACGGCAGUGGCCUCCCCAGUCGACUCUCCGGGUCUCCUUUGUCUAAUAAAGUCUUUGAACAAUUCUUUGUCUCUUUUUCCCCUUCUUGUCCUCGCCGCGCCCCACACCAAACCCUCUCUCCUUUCCCUCAUUCGCCAGCUCGACAACGCAGACAACAAACCAAACCCUAACGCGCCCCCGGGGCCCCCGGGGGGGCCCCCCUUGGGGCCCCCGGGGCCCCCGGGGCCCCCUGGGGGGCCCCCCCUGGGGCCCCCUGGGGGGGCCCCCGCAGGGGGCCCCGAGGGGGCCUCGGCCACGGGGGCCCCUGGGAGGACCCCCGAGGGGCUGCCUGGGGGGGGCUCGUCCACAGGGGCCCCUGAGGGGGCCCACACGGGGCCCCCUGUUGGGGGCCCCCCCAGAGGGGCCUCUGAGGGGGGCCCCACAGGGCCCCCAGCGGAAGCCCUUUCGCAGAGGGCCCCUGGGGGGCCCCCCACGAAGGGGCGCUCGCAGGGGCCCCCUGCUGCAGGGGCCCCCGGGAGCGAGGGUACAGCUGCGGGUCCCCUCCUGGGGGCCCCCGGGAAGAGGCCCUGUCCUGAAGGGGGCCCCCCGGGGGCCGCGGAGGGGGGCCCCGCUGAGGGCCCCCCAGGGGGGCCCCCCGCGGAGAGGGGCCCCCCAAAGGGGACCCCUCCAGAAGGGGGGCCCCCGGGGGCCCCUGCGGAGGGGCCCCCCAGGGGGGCCCCCGCGUUCCUUUCAGGGUACGAAGUGUUUGGGGUUUUGCGUCUGUCGCACUUGGUGGUUUACUUCUUGGAAAUGGAGCCGCUGCAGCUGUCCCCUGCAGCAGAACCCCCGCAGCAGCAGCAGCAGCAGCAGCAGCAGCAGCAGCAGCAGCAGCAGCAAAGUUGCUGCGCCGGGGGUCAGCGUGUCGCCACCUUGCAGCAGCAGCAGCAGCAGCAGCAGCACGCAUGCGACCAGCUCUUCACUCUUUACCUCAACAACUUCUUCUCCGAUUGGUUUUCUUGGGAGUCUCCCCACAGGCUGCCCUUCAGGUGCAACGCCAGCCACAUUAUGCUGCAGCAGCUCACUCGCCCUGCUGCUGCUGCUGCUGCUGCUGCUGCUGCUGCUGCUGCGGGAGCAGCAGCAGCGCCUCCGCAGAGCCCCAGGGCCCCCGCAGCAACAAAAGUGGCCUUCGAAGACCCCCAGGAGGCUGCAGCACCUCUGGGGCCCUCGGGGGCCCCGGGGGGCCCCCAAGGGGGCCCCUCAGGGGGCCCCAGGUCCCCUAGGAGUCCAAGGGGGCCCCUUGAGGGCCCUCCAGGGACUUCUGGGGCCCCCAGAAACCCUUGA